UCUGACUCUUUGGAGGUCGUCUGUGUGGGAGGUGUUUACCUCCAACUCUACGUCUCCCAAGCAGCAGGCCGCUGGAUGCUACGUCAACCGGAGGCCUUUUUGGAGGCCCUAAUGAACCGACUCCUGGAAACUUUUAACCAAAAGUCAACCGGAGCAGAUCCAGGCCUGUUGCGAUUGCUUAGUCGAUCGGCGCUACAACUGUUUACAGAUCGACCCGGACUACUGGACGGGUUGCCGAAGAAAGGCUUUGCUCACCGCAUAAUCGAUCUGUGUCCUGCGGUGAAGGAACCGGAGGAGGCAAGGACGUGUGCCCUCCUGAUGCAUGCCAUGUCAUCAAGCAAGCUUUGUGUCGGUGCAAUGGUGGAACGAGAGACGAUUGCCGGUUACCGACAUGUGAUUGAUUACUGUGUUGGCGAAGAGUUGGGCACAAUUGGGGAGACAUUUUUCAACAUCUUCAACACCACCGGCUGUGAUCCUCUCGUUGCUCAAGCGCUCAAAUGCGAUCUCAUAGAUUUUCUGCUGCAGACCCUCCAACGCGGCCUACCGGUUAGUGUUCGUGAGCCGGGCCAGUGUCGCGCCUACAUUGUAAAGGCUCUAAAGGCAAUGCAAAAGAAUCCCCUCUACGGGGCACAGGUAAGUGUUGUGCAAUUGUCUUUUUUUGGUAUCCCGCCGAAGGAAAUCUGUGUUAAAUUGCCCAAAUUCUCUAGGUGGUCGGAGUUUAGGGACCAAAGUCACGCCCUCUUUCUCACCAACGCUCCUCAGUCAGCCACUCUGGCUUCCGCCUAUCUAACUGCUGGAGCAGGCGGAUCCAGUAUGCAUGCUGGAUUCAUUACCAGUGGUGUUAGCUCUGGUGCUACAGGGACUGGUGCUGCUGGUGGUGCUGCCUCCGCGGUUGGUGCCGCUGGUGCAGUGGCCUCUGGCGCUACUGUCGCCGGUACAGCGCUGGGUCCCGGUGGGGUGCCCAUAGCUCCACCGGAGCCACGACCUUGA
Molecule: messenger RNA, 990 nt
Organism: Hydatigera taeniaeformis
Lineage: Eukaryota; Metazoa; Platyhelminthes; Cestoda; Cyclophyllidea; Taeniidae
Source: the annotation of a GenBank genome assembly